This is a messenger RNA of Limulus polyphemus (Atlantic horseshoe crab), 1924 nucleotides long. It is a transcript of the gene Afg3l2, whose product is annotated as AFG3-like protein 2. Lineage: Eukaryota; Metazoa; Arthropoda; Merostomata; Xiphosura; Limulidae. Gene Ontology annotation, biological process: protein-containing complex assembly; mitochondrial protein processing. Gene Ontology annotation, molecular function: ATP binding; ATP-dependent peptidase activity; metalloendopeptidase activity. The record is from RefSeq and is a predicted model, not a curated record. The transcript has 12 exons. Gene Ontology annotation, cellular component: membrane; m-AAA complex. The coding region runs from base 64 to 1758 and encodes 564 amino acids.
UUGUGGUUCAACAUAGGGAGUGUUGACACAUUUGAAAGGAAUUUAGAAAAUGUCCAACUUGAAAUGAACAUCGAACCCUCAAAUUUUGUCCCUGUAGUCUACAAAACUGAAAUGGAUGGUUCCAGCUUGGUUAGUCUUUUGCCAACAAUUCUUUUGUUCGGCUUUCUCUUCUGGACCAUGCGAAGGACAUCUGGUCUGAUGGGGGGAGGAGGAGCAAGGCGUGGAGGUGGAAUUUUUGGAAUGGGUGAAACCACUGCCAAGUUAAUUAAUCCAACAGAAAUAGAAGUCAAGUUUCGGGAUGUAGCCGGCUGUGAGGAAGCCAAGAUAGAAAUCAUGGAAUUUGUGAAUUUUCUAAAGAAUCCUCAACAGUACAUUGACCUAGGGGCUAAGAUUCCUAAGGGAGCAAUGCUCACAGGCCCACCUGGAACAGGUAAGACAUUGUUAGCCAAAGCUACAGCAGGAGAGGCUAAUGUUCCCUUCAUCACAGUGUCGGGUUCAGAGUUCCUUGAGAUGUUUGUCGGUGUUGGACCUUCUCGUGUGAGAGACAUGUUUGCUAUGGCAAGGAAGAAUGCCCCGUGUAUUUUAUUUAUUGAUGAGAUUGAUGCUGUUGGACGGAAGCGAGGUGGCCGAAGUCUUGGUGGCCACAGUGAGCAGGAGAACACUCUUAAUCAACUUCUAGUAGAAAUGGAUGGUUUCAAUACCACAACGAAUGUUGUUGUUCUGGCAGCAACCAACCGUAUAGACAUACUUGAUCAGGCCUUACUUCGACCAGGAAGAUUUGAUCGACAGAUCUAUGUCCCUGCUCCAGAUAUCAAGGGCAGAGCAUCCAUUUUCAAAGUUCACUUGAAGAACCUGAAGACACAAAUUGAUAAACUAGAGCUAUCUCGCAAAAUGGCUGCAUUGACACCAGGAUUUACUGGGGCCGAUAUUGCUAACGUGUGUAAUGAAGCUGCCCUGAUUGCUGCUCGAGACUUGAAUGACAACAUCGUAAUGAAGCAUUUUGAACAAGCAAUUGAGAGAGUCGUGGCUGGGAUGGAGAAGAAAACCAAUGUUCUUCAGCCUGAUGAGAAGAAGACAGUUGCCUACCAUGAGGCAGGCCAUGCUGUGGCUGGAUGGUUUUUGGAACAUGCAGAUCCUCUGUUGAAAGUAUCCAUCAUCCCGAGAGGUAAAGGGUUGGGGUAUGCACAGUAUCUUCCCAAGGAGCAGUACCUUUACAGCACCGAACAGUUGUUCGACAGAAUGUGCAUGACCCUUGGGGGUAGAGUUUCAGAGACCUUAUUUUUUGGACGGAUCACAACGGGAGCUCAGGAUGACCUGAAGAAAGUUACCCAAAGUGCCUAUGCUCAGGUUGUUCAGUUUGGAAUGAGCGAGAAAGUGGGAAACUUGUCCUUUGAUUUACCACAGUCUGGUGAACUGGUUCUUGAUAAACCUUACAGUGAAGAAACGGCUCAGAUAAUUGACCAAGAAGUGAGAACAUUAGUGCAGAAGGCUUAUGAAAGUACCAUGCAGCUGUUGACUUCACACAAAUCGGAUAUCGAAAAGGUGGCACAACGAUUGCUUGAAAAGGAAAUUUUAAGUAGAGAAGACAUGAUAGAGUUGCUCGGACAACGGCCGUUUAAAGAAAAGUCUUCCUACGAAGAAUUUGUGGAAGGAACUGGGUCGUUAGAUGAAGAUACUUCAUUACCGAAAGGGUUGGAGGGAUGGAACAAAAGCUUAGAAAAUAAAGAGAAAGAAGAGAAGGGUACAGCAGCGACAUGAUAAACAGUUCGGAUAUGUUUAUUUUCCUACAGAAUGUAUUUACUUAGCUUGCUGUGGCGUGUAUAAAACAGGCUGCAAUUUCUGGUUAGCAGGUGGCCAGUCUUGUUUACUAGUUUUGUAGAAUGAGUCAUUAUGUACAGAAAUAAAUACAACAAAUUUAUCUAUU